This is a messenger RNA of Talaromyces stipitatus ATCC 10500, 888 nucleotides long. Its product is annotated as 3-oxoacyl-(acyl-carrier-protein) reductase, putative. The transcript is spliced from 4 exons. The coding region runs from base 1 to 888 and encodes 295 amino acids. Lineage: Eukaryota; Fungi; Ascomycota; Eurotiomycetes; Eurotiales; Trichocomaceae. The record is from RefSeq and is a predicted model, not a curated record.
AUGGCGCCGCAAGACCGUCUAAACCAAGUCUCCUCCCACCUCACCUUUCCCCAGGGACUUUUCCACAACCAAACAGUCAUCGUCACCGGAGCAGGUCAGGGCAUUGGCGCCGAAGCAGCGCGCUUAUUUGCUAAUGAAGGUGCCAAGGUAGUCGUUGCUGAUAUUGAUCAGGUCAAAGCAGACGCAGUCGUCAAAGCAAUCAAUGACAUCUCGCCCAACCGCGCAAUCGCCGUUGUAGGCGAUGUCAUGGAUGCGACUUAUAUCGAUACACUGGUGAAGAAAUCCGCUGAAUUCGGCGGUGGAAAGAUUCAUGUCAUUGUCAAUAAUGCCGGAUUUACAUGGGAUGGGGUUAUUCACAAGAUCACCGAUAAACAAUGGGAUACCAUGCUUUCGGUUCACAACACAGCACCAUUCAGACUCAUUCGAGCUGCUGCACCUUAUUUCCGAGUAAAGGACAAGGAACCUCGGGUUAUUAUCAACAUUAGUUCUACCAGCGGAACUCACGGCAAUGCAGGACAAGCAAACUACUCCCUCGCCAAAGCAGGUCUCGUCGGCCUCACAAAAACAAUAGCUAAAGAAUGGGGACCCCAAUUCGGUGUUCGCGCCAACACAGUCGCAUUCGGGUACAUCACCACACGACUCACAGCCGCAAAGGAAGAUGGCGCAACGUUCGUAGCCGCGGACGGUACAAAGGUUGCUUUGGGGAUACCCGGGCGGAAACCGUCAUCAUCUGCCCAAGGCUCAGCAGUGACUGCUCAUAAUGAUAUUCCGCUUAGGAGACCGGGAAGCCCCGAGGAGGCGGCUAGGGCGAUUGUGGGUGUGGCAAGUCCAUGGUUUUCGUAUGUUAAUGGGGAGACUAUUGAGGUUACUGGAGGGAGGAAUAUUUGA